AUGAACGUGAAAACGGUGCUCGUCCUCCUGGUGCUGGCCUUAGCCACGAUCUUUGCUUUGGUCUGUGUGCUGCUGACCAGAGGAAAGGGCCCCAGCACCUGCCAGCACCAGCCACUGCAAGAGGAGGACAGCGAUGGUGGCCAGAGCCUGGUCUUUGCAGACCUGAGCCCCGAGGAGAUGGUGCAAGUGGUGCGGUACCUGCGGGGGAGCCUCGGGGUGCAGCUGGUCGAUGCCUCGAGGGCGAAGCCCUCCGACAACUGCAUCGCCUCCAUCGACCUGCAGGUCCCUGCCAAGGCAGAGGUGCUGCGGUUCCUGGAUGAGGGGGGGGCUCGUCCCCGCCGGGAGGCCCUGGCUGUGCUCUACUUUGGGAACCAGCCAGAGCCCAACGUGACUGAGUACGUGGUGGGCCCACUGCCCACGCCAGCCUAUCACCGGGACGUGACGGUGCAGAGGUACGGGGGGACGGUGCCGUACCACCGCAGGCCCGUUACUGGCAAGGAGUACAUGGACAUCAAUGCCCAUAUCCAGCAGGAGCUGAGGAAGGCUCCAAGAUUCCUCGCUGCAUGCUGUGACUCUGAUGGCACUGACCUGGCCAUCCUCACUACGGCCCCACGCGGUUUCAAGUCUGGUGACCGUGCAACCUGGUUUGUGCUCUUCCAGAACAUGCCUGGCACUGGGUACUAUCUGUCACCAGUGGGGCUGGAGGUGCUGGUGGACCACAGCAGCCUGGACAUCUCCCAGUGGGCUGUGAGCAGGGUCUUCUACAAUGGACAGUACUUGGCUGACGCAGGGGCUCUGGAGGAUGCAUUUGUGCGUGGCUUGCUGGAGGUCAUCAGGUUGGAGAAGCCUCAGGCUGAAGCAGUGCUGGGCUCAAUGAGACCCCGACAGCCACCAGGGUCACCAGCUCCACUGCAGUUUGAGCCCCAGGGUCCCCGCUACAGUGUGAGAGACAACCGUGUCACCUUCCAGGGCUGGAGCAUCGCCUUUGGCAUGAACCCAAACUCUGGUCCACGCCUCUUUGACAUCAGGUACCGUGGGAAGAGGAUUGUCUAUGAGCUGAGUCUGCAGGAAGCUUUAGCCUUGUAUGGCUCCAACUGCCCUGGGAGCAUGUCGACUCGGUACCUCGAUGGCAGCUUUGGCAUCGGCCGCUUUGCCUAUGAGCUUGUCCGAGGCCUCGACUGUCCCUACUCAGCCACCUAUGUGGACCGACACUAUCUGGUGGAGUCAGAGAGCCCCAAAACCAACCAAAACUCCCUCUGCAUUUUUGAGCACGAUGCUGCCAUUCCCCUCCGGCGCCACUUCUCCGACUCGCAGUCCCUGUACUACGGCGGGCUGCGGAGGAACGUGCUGGUGAUCCGCACCAUCUCCACCCUCAUCAACUACGACUACAUCUGGGACUUCAUGUUCCACAGCAGUGGGGCCGUGGAGGUCCGAGUGCAUGCCACUGGCUACAUCAGCUCCUCCUUCCUCCAUGGCCAAGGCACUGACUAUGGAAACCGAGUUGGGCCCCACACGCUGGGGACAAUGCAUCUCCACCACAUCCACUACAAGGUGGACCUGGACGUCGACGGGCAGAUGAACUCCCUGGAGACCCAGGACAUGGAGUACGAGCUCGUGCAAGAUCCCUGGAGCCAGCAGAACAGCAUGGAGCGGCUGUACCUCCGCAGGGGCAGGCUGCAGACGGAGGACGAGGCGGCGUUCCCACUCGGCGCUCCCAUGCCUCGCUACCUCUCCUUCGCCAGCCCUAACCUCAACAGGUGGGGCCAUCCACGCAGCUACCGCAUCCAAAUCGCCAGCUUGGCCGGGAAGCACCUGCCCACCAGCAGCCCCAUGGAGAGGGCCAUCAGCUGGGGCAGGUACCAGCUGGCUGUUACCCAGAGGAAGGAGGAGGAGCCCUCCAGCACCAGCAUCUACAACCAGAAUGACCCCUGGACACCCACUGUUGCCUUCGCUGACUUCAUCAACAAUGAGACCAUCACCAACGAGGAUUUGGUUGCCUGGAUCUCUGUGGGGUUUCUGCAUGUCCCCCAUGCCGAAGAUGUCCCCAACACAGUGACCGUUGGCAACAGCGUCGGCUUCUUCCUGAGGCCCUACAACUACUUUGAUGAAGAUCCCUCGGUGGACUCGCCUGAUGGGGUCUACUUCAGCAGUGAGCAGGACUCUGGAGUGUGUGGGACCAACCCCCUCGCCUGCUUGUCCCUCACUGCUGUUUGUGCCCCCCACCUGCCCCCAUUCCGCUAUAAGGGCUUCCUUAACCUCAGCCUGGCACCACUGCCUGGAGAGCUCUGACGGUGGCUGGGGAUGCCACCACCCUGUCCCCACCAGCGCAGGCAGUCCAUGCCAGCUACUGGCUGCGUGCUGAGAGGGGCUCUGCUGCCACAGCAGGACCUGCUCUCCGCAGGGCUGGGAUACCUGGUGCUCAGGCUCAGGUCUUUGGAAGAGCUCAGUUCUCGUUUCAGCACUGUGAUGCUACUGAAGGAUGCAAACCCUCUGAAAAACAGCCUCUAGGAAAGAUGUUUCGAGACUUCAUCCAGGAUGCCACCCAGACUGCUGUGGGGCGCUCAUGGCUGCUCUCCUUCUCUGGAACCAGGGUUCCUGCCACCUCCCUGAGGUAGGUUUGUGCACCCAGAGUCUUGGUGCUGGCCACUGCCAAAGUCAAUGCCAAGGUUUUGUCAAGGAUGGUGGGCACAGGCAGCUGUGGCCCAGCCUCAGCCCAGUGGGAGGCAGCAGCUCCAGAUGCCUGAGACGUCCACCUCUACUCAUGGCUGCUGCUGGAUCCAAGCCCUGGGGACCCGGAGCCUGCGGGAGCAGCACAGUGCACAGCUGUGGGACAGGCACUCCUCGGGCUGAGCUGCCUCAUCUUCACCUUUCCCCAAUAAACAGGCACUCAGGUGCUUUUUCUGACCA
Molecule: messenger RNA, 2907 nt
Organism: Pogoniulus pusillus (Red-fronted tinkerbird)
Lineage: Eukaryota; Metazoa; Chordata; Aves; Piciformes; Lybiidae
Product: membrane primary amine oxidase-like
Exons: 4
Coding region: 1-2289 (762 amino acids)
Biological process (GO): amine metabolic process
Cellular component (GO): plasma membrane
Molecular function (GO): copper ion binding; primary methylamine oxidase activity; quinone binding
Source: RefSeq, a predicted model, not a curated record